Sesamum indicum (sesame) is the source of this 1547-nucleotide messenger RNA. RefSeq names its product agamous-like MADS-box protein AGL8 homolog. Gene Ontology annotation, biological process: positive regulation of transcription by RNA polymerase II. Gene Ontology annotation, cellular component: nucleus. Gene Ontology annotation, molecular function: RNA polymerase II transcription regulatory region sequence-specific DNA binding; DNA-binding transcription factor activity; protein dimerization activity. NCBI's taxonomy places the organism in Eukaryota, Viridiplantae, Streptophyta, Magnoliopsida, Lamiales, Pedaliaceae. The record is from RefSeq and is a predicted model, not a curated record.
ACCACUCAUCCCCAAAUCUGAAACUACUUAUCAACCUACGUACAUUCCGACCCACCCACCCACACACACACAAACACAAAAACACGCACAACUGUGUGUGUCUGUGUACAUAUAUAUACACAUUCAGAGAAAGACAGUCAAAGGAGACAUAAUACAAAGCUUUACCCCAUAUAUACAUAUAUGUGUGUGUGGAAAGAAAAUAUCUGAGUGGUGGGAAGACAGACAGCGCAUGUAUAUAGAAACAGUAAAAACGAGACAGGUAUAUAAUUGAAACUCAUCAUUUGAUGAUAUAUAUAUAGCUUUCUUGAAGAUAUAUGUAUAUAUGUAAGAGAUUAAGGGUUUGUUUGUUGGGACAAAAAAAAAAGGAAAUCAAUUAGAAGAAAUUAAAUGGGGAGAGGAAGAGUUCAGCUGAAGAGAAUCGAGAACAAGAUCAAUCGGCAGGUGACAUUUUCGAAGAGGCGAUCAGGGCUUCUCAAGAAAGCUCAUGAGAUCUCAGUGCUCUGCGAUGCCGAUGUGGGCUUGAUUGUCUUCUCUACCAAAGGAAAGCUCUUUGAAUAUGCUACUGAUUCUUGCAUGGAAAGGAUCCUGGAACGAUAUGAAAGAUAUUCAUAUGCUGAAAGGCAGCUGAAAGAGCCAGAACUUGAAUCACCAGUAAGCUGGACUUUGGAACAUGCAAAGCUUAAGGCUAGAAUAGAGGUUUUGCAGAAAAAUCAAAGGCAUUAUAUGGGAGAAGAGCUGGAUAACUUAAGCAUGAAGGAGCUGCACAACUUGGAACAUCAACUUGAUGUUUCCCUCAAACAUAUUCGGACUCGCAAGAACCAAAUCAUGAACGAAUCAAUUUCCGAGCUUCAGAAAAAGGACAAGGCAUUGCAGGAGCAGAACAACUUGCUUGCAAAAAAGAUCAAAGAGAGGGAAAAAGAAUCAGCUCGAACCACUACAUGGGAACAACAAAACCAUGAUCUCAACUCUUCCCAUUUCGGUCUACCACAGCAGAACCAGGACUUGAACACUUCUUGUUUCGAUGUAGCACAGCCUUUGAGCUCCGUGAAUGUAAGUGAAAUAUACCUUGGCCCAGGAGAGAACAACGGAGAGGUUGAAGCUACUCAACGCCAAAAUCAGUCAUCUAAUUCAGUUAUACCGCCAUGGAUGUUACAUGGAUAAAAAUAGAGGGAUUUGGCCAUUGUCUUAUUUGCUGCACGGAGUCCUAAUUUUAUCUGCUGCAAUGUCGAUAGUCGAUAAUCUGUAUGCUGCAUCUGAGGAAGAUGUAACAAGAAGCUGAAACUAUCUAAAGUGAAGGGAAGAAAAAAGAAAAAGAAAAUAGAGCAAAAAUCUGUAGUAUAGUUGCCUAGUUAUCUUUAUGAAUAAGAGGAAAGUGAAGGAAUUCCGUGCUGUUAAUCUAGCCUUAUUACCAUUAACUAAAGAGGGAAUUCAAAUCUGUGUAUUGUAAGAUUCUACUAGUUUCUGUACGGACAUAUAUACAUAUAUAUAUUUAUCUAGCCCAACAAAACUAUUGUUAAAUGUCAUAAAUAUAUAAGUACUUGCAACAA